Messenger RNA from Rotaria sp. Silwood1, 1002 nucleotides. The record is from the annotation of a GenBank genome assembly. Lineage: Eukaryota; Metazoa; Rotifera; Eurotatoria; Philodinida; Philodinidae.
AUGACCAAGCUCAUAAAAAAGAAUCUAACAACAUAUAAUGAUUCUUAUUAUGGUGACUUUUCUCUUGAUGUACCUCGUUUGAGCCGUCAUGCGGCUCAACGAGCCACAGAACGAAAGAUUCCUGCUGUUGAACUGUUGCGAUCAAAAAGUCAUAUCAAUGCAUACAUCGAUAAGGUAGUGAGCAAAACUGGUGUAGUUAUCACCGCUUAUCCACGAGUCCAAGGUGGCAAUCGUAACUAUGAAUUACCUGAAAACGGUAGACGUUAUACGUUUCCAAAAGAUGGUAUUGGCCUAUUCAUUGGUAAAGAACAUGCAAAUAUCAAACGUAUUCAAGCUGAAUAUCAACUAAAGGAGCUUUAUUUUGAUAGAUAUGAUGUCAAAGUUCUUGUGAAAGUAGAAGUCAAUGUUUUCAAGACGAUCAAAUAUGUUCAAGAAGAUCAGUAUAUAUGUAUCCAUCAUGUUUUUUGUGGAAUACAAUGCCAGUUUAGUGUAAAUGGAUUUCGUCUAUCAUCACUUGAUCCUAUCUUAGGUUAUCUUAUUCAACCAACUAUUGUACUAUUUAGUUUAACAGUAACAAUAGUCGGUAUGUUUGCAGAACUUAUUGAUGGAAUUUUAUCACUGAUAACAUUCAAUAAUACACUACUAUGUCAAGUUGGUUGUGAUUGGUAUUUAUUUGGUUCAUCAAUCAUAACUUUACUAACAACAGUUAUUAUGGAUCAAUGGUUAAAGGCAUGUGUAGCUAUGGAAAGAGCGAUUGCAGUAUCAAAAGGUAUCAAUUUUAAUAAGAAAAAAAGUAAACGUCUUGCUAAAAUAGUUAUCAGCAUUCUUUCGAUUUUCGUUGUUUCUGCAAGUAUUUAUAAUGCUCGUUAUCGACGUUUAAUUGAUGAAGAUAAUGAAGAUGAUAAACGAAUAUGGUGUAUUAUUGCUACUUAUCCAUCUCGUUUACAAACAUACAGUUCUUUUAUACAUAUAUUUCAUUUUUGUCGCUCCAUUUAUCAUUAA